This is a messenger RNA of Pyrenophora tritici-repentis Pt-1C-BFP, 1787 nucleotides long. RefSeq lists its product as uncharacterized. The record is from RefSeq and is a predicted model, not a curated record. Gene Ontology annotation, cellular component: nucleolus. Lineage: Eukaryota; Fungi; Ascomycota; Dothideomycetes; Pleosporales; Pleosporaceae.
AUGUCAAGUGAUGCGAAGAAGGUCAAGGUCCUUAAGCGUCUUACAGAUGGUAAAGCUCAGCGCAAUGCCAAGGGAGACGUGACCAAGGCGGCUGUCUACCAAAACCGCGAUGCGCCCGUCGCCCGUGUAGAGCCUAACAGGAAGUGGUUCAACAACACGAGAGUGAUAUCCCAAGAUGCGUUGGAGAGCUUCCGUUCGGCUGUACAGGCGCAAGCCUCGGAUCCUACGACAUAUCUCAUGAAGCGCAACAAGCUUCCUAUGAGCUUGAUCGAGACUCCGGGGCAGAUUCCUGGUCUGAAGCAGCACGCAGCCAAGAUUGCUGUCGGCAGCCAACCUUUCUCAGAGACUUUUGGCCCAAAGGCGCAAAGAAAACGCCCAAAGCUAGACUUUAGCUCUAUUGAAGAUUUGGCUGGUCGCACAGGAAGCAUGCACGAGACAUAUGUCGAGCGACUUGAGCAGGCCAAGCUGCUAUCUGGCACUUCUGGUGAAGCCGAGAACGAGAACGCUGCCGACAACCCUGAUGGCGAGCUCACGUCUGCGCGAGAAUUUAUUUUCAUGAAGGGUACAUCCAAGCGUAUCUGGAACGAGCUGUACAAGGUCAUCGACUCUUCUGACGUUAUUCUUCACGUCUUGGACGCUCGCGACCCAGACGGCACCCGGUGUCGCUCCGUUGAAAAAUACAUUCGAACCGAAGCACCGCAUAAGCAUCUUGUUUUCGUGUUGAACAAGGUUGACUUGGUCCCCUCCAAAGUAGCUGCUGCUUGGGUACGACAUCUCAGUCGCGAGUUUCCCACACUUGCCUUCCACGCCUCCAUCAACAACAGCUUCGGCAAGGGUUCGCUCAUUGCGCUCCUUCGCCAGUUUAGCUCCCUUCACAGCGACCGCAAACAGAUCUCUGUGGGCAUGGUUGGCUACCCAAAUACCGGAAAAUCUUCCAUCAUCAACACGCUUCGCAAGAAGAAGGUGUGUGUUGUUGCGCCGAUUGCGGGUGAGACCAAAGUCUGGCAAUACAUCACAUUGAUGAAGAGGAUCUACAUGAUUGACUGCCCCGGUAUCGUCCCGCCAAACCAGAGCGAUACAGAUGAGGAUCUUCUGCUGCGUGGUAGUGUGCGUGUGGAGAAUGUGGAGUACCCAGCACAAUACAUCAAGGCCGUUUUGCGACGGGUGCAGCCACGACAUCUUCAACGGACAUACGAUAUUAAGGAGAAGGAUUAUGAGAACGAUGAUGUCAGAUUCUUGGAACUCAUCUGCAGGAAGAGCGGUCGUCUGCUAAAGGGAGGUGAGGCUGAUAUCGACGGAGCGGCAAAGAUGGUUCUCAACGACUGGAUACGAGGAAAGCUUCCUUGGUUCACACCACCACCUUACAAGGAAGGUGAAGAGACCGGGCCCAUCAACGAGAAGCGUGAAGGCAAGCUCGGAGAGAUGAGCAAAAAGAGGAAGCGAGGAGGUGAGAGCGAGGCCACAGCAAGCGUUGUCACAAGCACCGACGCAAAGGGCGCCGCUCAAGACCAAGUCGACGACGACGAAGAUGAUGACGAAUUUGGCGGCUUCAGCGACGAUGAUGACGAGGAAGAUGAUGAGUCCUCCGACAAUGAAGAGGGCGGCACACUACUCGAACCCGCUGAUGGAGACGACGACACAAGCGAAGAUGAUGAGGAUGUAGAGCAAGAAGUCGCUGCAAUAUCGGAAGCGCUCUCCAAAGCAAAGAAACGACAACGCACGUGAGGCUGAAGACGCAAAAAAAGUAGUUUAUGAUUCAAAUGAUACCCCAACAUUACCAUGUCUCA